Annulohypoxylon maeteangense is the source of this 1540-nucleotide messenger RNA. RefSeq lists its product as uncharacterized. The transcript has a single exon. Lineage: Eukaryota; Fungi; Ascomycota; Sordariomycetes; Xylariales; Hypoxylaceae. The record is from RefSeq and is a predicted model, not a curated record. The coding region runs from base 420 to 1415 and encodes 331 amino acids.
CUACCUGGUAGGUGAGGUGAUUAACUCUAGGCACCAAGGAAGCUUUCGGAACCAAUAGCCAACAGGAGAAAUGUAUCUACGCAUUACUACCAUUUAAAAUGCGAUCGAUAAGCGUCGGAAUCGAGCCGAUCGGCUGCUUUUUCGAUAUGAUCUACUCUAACUCAUCUAUAGGGAGCCUCACAAUGCGGCGCUGAACCGGGUUUUGGCAAAUGGUCCUUGACGCCGACCGGGUUCCAAUGUGGGAGCCUAGCAACCUAGCUCGUGCCCCAAUAUGAUUCCGGUAAAGACGGAUAGGAUGCACUAGUCAAAUAGGACUAAUAAGACGUGUAUCAUGUCACGUCGCUUUGAAACGUUGAUCUACUUUUAAAGCGCCUAAUUUUCGUAGUCUUUGUCCUUGUUUAUACCGACGCGCUUCAACGAUGUUACUCAAUCUCCCUCAAGAGUUGCGGGAUCAUAUAUUCACUAUCGUUUGCCUUAGUGCACGCUCGGAGCCACAACUGCCAACAUAUCGCCGGGAAUGUCGUAGGACAUGUGAGCGACAGAGUUACUCGUUAGCGCCCUCGGCCAGGGAUCGCGUCUGGUUUGAGAGGACGUCCUUCCAGAAUCCGUUGCUUCCGCUACUGCUAGUCAACCACCAAGUUCAUCGUGAGGCGCAAGAUGUGCUGCGGCGGAUGAGUGAACCACCAAAUUAUGCCAUUGACAUAGCGUUCCUGAAAGAUGGAACUCUAUGGCCGACAUGGCUGUCAGUACCGAAGCUUCAACGGACAUUAGGGAACGUGUAUGCACAAUUUCGGAUCUUUGCCGUUCCCGAACAGCUGCAAUCACAUCUCUCAGACGACCCAUAUCAUUCGGACGAACUAGGACCGCCGCCAAUUAUCUGGCUAUUCUAUCAUCUUCUGGCAGGGUUCCUCCGAAAUGGCCCAAUAGCUUUGGAAAGGGAUAACGAGAGCGGAGGGUUUACGGUUCAAAAUCUCAUAUUGGACUUCUUGCCGGCUAGCGAAAAAGGGAUCUUACCUCUCGCGUCCUUCAUAGAAUACUUUAAAGAAGUUGAGGAUAUGGCAGGACUUACAGACACCGAGAAUGACUGGACACUCAGCAAGGAUGAGGGCCUCCUUGCCGCCGAGUGUCUGGCUCAUUUUGUUAGAGCCCUACUUCUCCGAGUCCUCAACCUUGGUGUUUCGACGAUCAAGUAUGGUAGGAUCUUAUACGAGAAUGUUGGCGAUAUAGAAAUCAGGGUCGAUGGUCGGAUGAAAUGGCACCUAGACCUUCCCAAGAUGUUCUCGAACCUCUCGUUUGACCAUGAGAUUAGUAUCUCACACAGGCUGAAACGUGAACAUAUGUUCGCAAACUGGAAAGAAAUGGCGUCGGAAAAGAGACUAGAAGCUGGUUUACCUAUCGAGAUACUAAAUACUUAGAUACCUACCUAGGUACCUAUAUACUUACCUAGGUAGGUAGGUAGGUAUACAUCUGGUCAAAGUGGAUUGAAAUUGAAGCAUAGGGUUUAUAUGUACGACGUCGGGCUUACGAUGCUCCCCGCAGC